GACUUUUGAGACCUUCAUUCAAAGAUAGUGGAGGAGGAGGAGGUCUCACUCGGAAAAAUAAAUAAAAUAAACGUUUCCACAUUGUAUUUAACAGAAAUUCAGCGGCAGCCAUCUUGGGUGUUUCGCUGCAGGAUGUUAUGGUGGUGCUACAGUGAAGGCGCCUCGCAUCCUCCGCCGCGCGCGCGCCCCUCUCCUCCUGCCUUCAGGACCACGGCCAGCUCCGGUCGAGCGAGCCCCCGCCUCGCAGGAAGGGAGAGGCCAUCUCCCGCUUGCAGGAAGAAUAGCCAUCCAUCCCGCUCCUCUCAUCUGUAGCCACACAUCACUCCUCCUGCCUGCCCCUCCCUUCCCUCGGAAUCCUUCUCACCUCCCCCUCUCACAUCCGCAGCACCGACCGACCAAUAAAAUCCAGAAAAGACGUAAGCACUGACGAGAACUCGGAGCACAGGCAGCCCGAGCUCCUCCAGCGCCGCGCGCACUGCUGUCUGUCAUCUCCCGGAGAGCGACUGACUGACCACCGGGGCCUGCGCCUUCCUUCAUCUGCUGGAGGAGGCAUCCCGAAAACUUCACUAACAAGGAGGUGCAUCCAGCCCGAGCAAGAUGCUAGACCCGUCGUCCAGCGAGGAGGAAUCUGAUGGGAUAGUAGAGGAGGAGAGCAAAGAGGCGAUGGCACCUCAGGCCGGAUCCCGCAUGUCUCCCAGCAGGACGAGCGAGAGCUCCGGAGGACUGGCGCCCAGCAGCAGCAGCCGCAGCAGCGCCCGUCCGACCAGCCCGAGCCCGUCCGCCGUCAGCGAGGAGAAGGAGGACCUGGAGAAGCUGCAAAGAGAGGAGGAAGAGCGCAAGAAGAAGCUGCAGCUGUAUGUUUUCGUGAUGCGAUGCAUCGCCUAUCCGUUCAAUGCAAAGCAGCCCACAGACAUGGCAAGGCGACAGCAGAAGAUAACUAAGCAACAGCUUCAGCAGACUAAGGACCGCUUCCAGGCCUUCCUCAAUGGAGACACACAAAUUGUAGCUGAUGAGGCCUUCAUCAACGCCGUGCAGAGUUACUCUGAGGUCUUCCUCAAGAGUGACCGUGUGGCCAAGAUGGUCCAGAGCGGCGGCUUCUCAGCCAGCGAUUUCAGGGAAGUGUUCAAGAGGCACAUUGAGAAACGUGUGCGCAGCCUCCCAGAGAUUGACGGCUUAAGCAAAGAGACAGUGCUCAGCUCCUGGAUGGCCAAGUUUGACACCAUCUACCGCGGCGACGAGGACCCACGGAAGGCACAGCAGCGCAUGACAGCCAGCGCCGCCUCGGAGCUGAUCCUCAGCAAGGACCAGCUGUACGAGAUGUUCCAGAAUAUCCUCGGAAUCAAGAAGUUUGAGCACCAGCUGCUCUAUCAGGCCUGUCAGCUUGACAAUCUGGACGAGCAGGCUGCUCAGAUCAGAAGAGAACUGGACGGUCGUCUUCAGAUGGCAGACCAGAUUGCCCGGGGGGGCAAGUUUCCAAAGUUUGUGUCAAAAGAGAUGGAGGCCAUGUACAUCGAAGAGCUCAGGUCCUCGGUGAAUCAGCUUAUGGCCAAUCUGGAGAGCAUGCCAGUGUCCAAGGGGGGAGAGUUUAAGCUGCAGAAGCUUAAGCGUGGACACAACACUUCCAUCAUUGACAUGGGUCAGGAGGAUGAAAACACUCUCUCCAAGUCUGACGUGGUCCUCUCCUUCAGUUUGGAGGUGGUGAUCAUGGAAGUGCAGGGGCUGAAAUCCCUGGCUCCAAACAGGAUUGUUUACUGCACUAUGGAGGUGGAAGGAGGCGAGAAGCUCCAGACCGACCAAGCAGAGGCAUCCAAGCCAACCUGGGGAACCCAAGGGGACUUCACCACCACACAUCCUCUGCCCGCCGUCAAGGUGAAGCUGUUUACAGAGAGUACAGGGGUUCUGGCUCUGGAGGACAAAGAACUGGGCAGGGUUGUCCUCCACCCGACACCUAACAGCCCCAAACAGUCAGAGCUUCACAAGAUGACUGUUACCAAAGCUUGCCCUGACCAAGAUCUCAAGAUCAAACUGGCCAUUCGGAUGGACAAACCCCAGAACAUGAAACACUGCGGGUAUCUGUGGGCUUUUGGGAAAAACGUUUGGAAGCGCUGGAAGAAGCGAUUCUUUGUCCUCGUGCAGGUGAGUCAGUAUACGUUUGCAAUGUGCAGCUACAGAGAAAAGAAAUCCGAACCGCAAGAGCUUCUGCAGCUGGACGGCUAUACUGUGGACUACAGUGACCCUCAGCCAGGCCUGGACGGUGGCCGAGCUUUCUUUAAUGCAGUGAAGGAAGGAGACACUGUGAUCUUUGCCAGUGAUGACGAGCAGGAUCGCAUCCUGUGGGUCCAGGCCAUGUACCGUGCCACCGGCCAGUCCCACAAGCCUGUUCCACCCACUCAGGUCCAGAAACUAAACUCCAAAGGGGGUGCUUCAGCACAAAUGGAUGCCCCCAUUUCUCAGUUCUCUGGACUCAAGGACGCUGACAGAGCUCAGAAACAUGGCAUGGAUGAGUUUAUCUCCGCUAACCCCUGUAGCUUUGACCACGCCUCACUUUUUGAGAUGGUGCAGCGGCUCACGUUGGAUUACAGGCUCAAUGACACCUUCUGCUCACUGGGAUGGUUCAGCCCAGGCCAGGUGUUCGUCCUGGACGAGUACUGUGCGAGAAACGGAGUCCGAGGUUGCCACAGGCAUCUGUGUUACCUGCGUGACCUACUGGAAAGAGCAGAGAAUGGGGCCAUCAUUGACCCCACUCUCCUUCACUACAGCUUCGCUUUUUGUGCCUCCCAUGUCCAUGGGAACAGGCCAGACGGGCUAAGCACCGUGGUUGUAGACGAGAAGGAACGCUUCGAAGAUAUCAAGGAGCGGCUGCGCGUCAUUCUGGAGAACCAGAUUGUUAACUUCAGAUAUUUUUUCCCGUUCGGUCGUCCAGAGGGCGCCCUAAAGGCCACUCUGUCUUUGCUGGAGAGGGUCCUGAUGAAGGACAUUGUGACCCCAGUCCCACCAGAAGAGGUCAAAGGAGUUAUCCGCAAAUGUUUGGAGCAGGCCGCCCAGCUGAACUACCAGCGAAUCAAAGACUAUGCUAAAGUUGAAGUUGAGAAAGGUCAAAAGGAUCAGAAGGAUCCAGAGAACGCAGGCAACUUAGUCACACCUGCCAAAAAGCUGGAGGAAACAAUCCGCCUGGCAGAGUUAGUCAUAGAGGUCCUACAGCAGAACCAGGAGCACCAUGCUGAGGCGGCAGUCACAAGUUCUGGAGAUCAAUCGGGAAAAGAGGCGUUCGCCUGGUGGACUGACCUCAUGGUGGAGCAUGCAGAGAACUUCCUGGCUCUCUACGCCAUCGACAUGGACGCCGCUCUGGAGAUCCAGUCCCCUGAGAGCUGGGACAGCUUCCCUCUUUUCCAGCUCCUCAACGACUUCCUCCGGACAGACUAUCACCUGUGCAAUGGAAAGUUCCACAAACACCUGCAGGAUCUGUAUGCCCCUCUGGUGGUUAGAUAUGUGGAUCUGAUGGAGUCCUCCAUUGCACAGUCAAUUCACAAGGGCUUUGAGAGAGAGUCCUGGGAGCCUGUAAAGAGUUUAACAAGUAAUCUACCCAAUGUGAAUCUACCAAAUGUGAACCUCCAAAUUCCCAAAGUACCAAAUCUGCCAGUGCCAGUAGCAGGACUAUCAGUUAACCUUCCACAAAUGCCUAGCUUUUCUACCCCGUCAUGGAUGGCUGCUAUAUAUGAUUCAGAUAACGGCUCUGGCACGUCAGAGGACCUCUUCUGGAAGCUGGACGCCCUUCAGACUUUCAUCAGAGACUUGCACUGGCCCGAAGAGGAGUUUGCCAAACACCUCGAGAGUCGCAUCAAGCUCAUGUCUAGCAACAUGAUUGAGAGCUGUGUGAAGCGCACCAGGAUGGCGUUUGAGUCCAAACUGGCGAAAAGCAGUAAGUCGACAGAUUUCCGUGUUUCCCCAUCAUUGUGCACAAUGUUCAAUGUGAUGGUGGAUGCCAAGGACCAGUCCGCUAAACUGUGUGCCAUGGAGAUGGGCCAGGAGAAACAGUUCCACUCCAAAAUAGACGAUCUGAUUGAAGAGAGUGUCAAAGACAUGCUCCAGCUUCUGGUUGCAAAGUUUGUUGCCAUUUUGGAGGGAGUGCUGGCAAAGAUUUCCAGAUAUGAUGAAGGAACUUUAUUCUCUUCUUUCCUUUCAUUCACGGUGAAAGCUGCCUCAAAAUACGUGGAUGUUCCUAAACCCGGGAUGGAUGUAGCUGACGGCUACGUGACCUUUAUGCGGCACUCUCAGGACAUGCUCCGUGAUAAGGUCAAUGAGGAGGUGUAUAUAGAAAGGUUAUUUGAUCAAUGGUACACUGCCACCAUGAACCUGCUGGGAACCUGGCUCACUGAACGCAUGGAUCAGCAGCUCCACGUCUACCAGCUAAAGAUCCUCAUCAGGAUCACCAAAAAAAAGUACAGAGACUUCCGCCUGCAGGGGGUCCUGGACUCCACCCUCAACAGCAAGAUGUACGAGACGGUGCGCAACCGGCUGACCAUGGAAGAGGCCUCUGCCUCCGUGAGGGAAGGAGGCAUGCAGGGCAUCUCCAUGAAGGACAGCGACGAGGAAGACGACGACGACAACUAGAGCCCGACUCUACAGCUGUCUGUCCUCACCCGCCCCCAUCCCAAGCCCCGCCCCCUUCACACUUUUGACUUUAGCCUGGUUACAAUGCAUGUACCAACUCAGAUAGCCACUCUAGGACCUCUUUGUCAGCUCGAAUUGCCUAUGAAGGAAUUAAUAACUAUAAAAAUAGAAAUUAUACUGAAGAAAAUAAAAUGUCAAAAAUAACCAUGAUUGGCAGUUUAGCUGUGUCAUGAUUAAGAUAGCACCUAUCUUUGGUCUUCAUUCAUUUCUAAAAUUCAUUUCUAUGUGUUACCAAGCAAUAUGGAGAAAAACCAUUUGUUUAAAAAAAUGUUGAGUGAGAUUAAUAGGUGUGUCCCUGUCAAUGCAAACCUAUAUGGCGCUUCUUUGUCGUAUUCUACAUUCAUUAAUGGUACAUUGUCGUGAUGAUGAGUGUGUGGACCCUUUUCUUCGUCUCGUCUGUUUUUAAGUGAACGCCAACUGCUUCAAACUGAAAAUAAAACUUCUGUAUUCGUUUGCGGCUGUUAUGGAAAAACCGUCGUCUACUCGCCGUUCUGACAGUUCAGGCCAGACCCACAUUUUUACUCGCGCGUCCGUCAACGCUCUGUGAUCUCGCGUCGGGCUCUGAGAGGACGACGAGCGUCUUGAACAUCCCAGACGGUCUUCGGGAGAUGCAAUAUUCUCAUAACUCCGUUUUGAUAACUUGGCAGAUUCUAUUUUUUUCUUUCCACAUUUAAAAAAAGGCCUUUGAACAGGUUCUAUUUUAAUUGAGUUGCACUUUUACAGAGAAUAAAAAAAAGCAAAUAUUUUUCUUUUUAUUGAAAAGAAAAAAAAAGUUGGUCCGUCUUUGUUCUGUAAUUGUGUAGAAUGAGGUGUCUGGCAUUUGUUUGGGUCUCACUGUUGUUUUGUAUAUAUUAUAUAAAUAUAUAUAAAUAUAAAAUGCUGUACAUUGCAUUCUGAGCCAUCGCUGCAUGCCUGUGGGUUCCCACCCUCCCCAAACGCUUUCUGUUUUCUGUGUGAAUUAGCUGGUGGAUUCAUUCUUGCUUUUUGCCUUAUGAAAGCCAACAGUUGUAAUAUGCAAGAGCUGUGGCCUCGAAAUAAAAAUUACUGUACAUGUGCAA
Molecule: messenger RNA, 5729 nt
Organism: Oryzias melastigma (Indian medaka)
Lineage: Eukaryota; Metazoa; Chordata; Actinopteri; Beloniformes; Adrianichthyidae
Gene: cadpsb
Product: Ca2+-dependent activator protein for secretion b
Exons: 32
Coding region: 598-4611 (1337 amino acids)
Biological process (GO): dense core granule exocytosis; positive regulation of exocytosis; synaptic vesicle exocytosis
Cellular component (GO): glutamatergic synapse
Source: RefSeq, a predicted model, not a curated record